This is a messenger RNA of Populus nigra (black poplar), 1567 nucleotides long. Its product is annotated as phytolongin Phyl2.2-like. Bases 301 to 1089 code for a protein of 262 amino acids. Gene Ontology annotation, cellular component: membrane. NCBI's taxonomy places the organism in Eukaryota, Viridiplantae, Streptophyta, Magnoliopsida, Malpighiales, Salicaceae. The transcript has a single exon. The record is from RefSeq and is a predicted model, not a curated record.
UUUCUUGUACAUAUCAAUGAUUUCAAUUCUUUUCUUUUCUUCUCCAUUUCCAAACCCUAGAGAGAGAAGGGAAAAACAAUCAAAGCAAACAGGCUGACAAAAUUCCAAAUCUCCAAAAAAUGAGAGAGAGAUAAUUUUUUAAGAGAUUCCUAAAGGAGAGAAUUCCUUUAGAGAGAAAAAAAUACUAAGUUUUCAACUUUGCAAUGCAAAAUUCCUCUUUUUUCUUCAAUUCAAUUCCUUCCUCUUAAAAAGAUCCUUCCUUUUCUUUUUUCUACAGAUCAACAAACCAAAAACCCUUCAAUGAUUUCCAAUCCAAAUCAUGUUUUCUAUGCUUGCAUUGCUAAGGGACCUACAGUUCUUGCAGAGUUCUCAUCAUCAAAAGAAUCAGGAAUUGAAAUCAUUGGUCAAAGAUGCAUAGAGGAAACCCCACCUAACCAUUCCAUGUUUUCCCAUACAACCCGCAACAAGACUUACACUUUCUUAAUUGAUGACCCUUUUGCCUAUUUUGCUAUUUUUGAUGAGAAUCUCCAAAAGUCUGAGUCUUUAUGGUUUUUGAACCGUGUAAAGGAUGCUUUUGAGGAGUUUUUGGGGGCUAAGAUGAUGAAAGAUGGUGAAAAGAUGGGUUCCUUUUGUUUCCAAGGUGAAUUGCGGUUUGUGUUUAGACAGAUAUUGGCGUUGGAUGCUGACUUGGUGAAUGCUUUAAUGGAGGAAUCAACAAAGGAUAGUAGGAAUCCAAGCUUGGAUUCGACGAAAGCGAAGGGAGCUGUGAUUAGACCUUUGCUUCCGAAGCCAAGUAAAGUCUUGAUGAAGAAAAAGAAGAGAUCACCAGGAGAGGCUAAUGGAGAUCAUCAUGGUGGUGAUUUGGAUAAUAACAAGGCGAGUGGUGUUGGUGAGAAUGGAAGUAGGGAGUUUUCGGUUACGAUGAUGCAAAAGAGUGGUGGGUUUUAUAUGGGGGAUGGCAAGCAAAAGGCUAAACAGAUUUGGAAGAAGCAUGUUUGGGUGGUUUUGAUAUUGGAUCUGAUUGUUUGUGCAGUUUUGUUUGGGGUUUGGUUGUGGGUUUGCAGAGGGCUUAAGUGCAUUGAUGGUUGAAUUUGAGGUAUUCAAAUCCAAAGGGGGAUGCUAUUGAUAUGCUAGUAUAUUGGGGGUGUUCUGCUUGUAUAUUGGUUAUUAACAUUGGAGCUGGUUAAGGUUUCUACAUCAAAGACAGGGAAGAAGAUAUAAUUGGAUUCUAAGAAUAAUUAUUAUUGACCGGCUCGCAAGUUCCGUAGUGGCAUCUAUUGGUAAAUUCUUCAACUCUUUGUACCAUCAAUUUCUGGAGAAAUGACAGAGCUCCAAUGUUUUAUAUGCACAUCUUGUAACGGCGGGGUGUGUAUGUACAAGCCACAUAUAGAAAUUCUGCAGGCUUUUUUCCGAUGUUAUCUUCUUCCCUUCGUUUUUAGUUGUCAAUGAUUCUGCUGAUGUUCUGUUGCUCUCUUUGGUUGCCCGAGCAGAAGUUAUUUUUUUCAGAAUGUCUGUGUUUCACUGGAACUUCUUGGAUCUGGCUGCAAUAUAUUUUCCUCUUCUCGUC